GAUCUGGAGUCAAAGAAUCAAUCUGGGUUCAAAUCCCUCUUCAGAUACAUACUGCCUAUAUGCCCUUAGGGACAGAGAGCUCUCUUUGACUGAGGCUAGAGACAGUUGAUACCAAAACGUUCCCACGCUCUCCAAAGAUAGAGGUUAUGAUGGCAAAGAAGCCCCCCAAGGCGGCCCCUCGGCGAAUUUUUCAGGAGAGAAUGAGGAUCACAUCCCUGCCCUUGUACUUUGAAGGAUAUUUGUUAGUGAAGCGGGCAGAGCACCAGGAAUUUAAACACUACUGGACAGAACUGAGAGGAACUACCCUUUUUUUUUACAUCGACAAAAAAAAUCCAACUUAUAUUGACAAAUUAGACCUGACAGAUCUUACACGCCUUACUGAUCAGAAUCCGACUGAGAAGUGCUGUGCAAGGUUCCUUUUGGUACUGCCCAAGGAAGAAGUAGAACUGAAGACAGAGAACACAGAAAGUGGGGAGGAGUGGAGAGGCUUUCUUCUUACUGUUACAGAGUUAUCAGUCCCUCAGCAUGUGUCACUGCUACCUGGACAAAUGAUCAGACUGCAUGAAGUCUUAGAGAGAGAAAAGAAAAGAAGGAUUGAGAUUGAGGGACCACCCGACAUACCUUUGAGAAAAGACAAGCAACCAAUCGGGGAGUAUGUGGAUAUCCUGAACCCUAUGCCAGCGUGCUUUUAUUCCGUGUCUCGGAAGGAAGCAACCGAAAUGCUAGAGAAGAACCCUUCUUUGGGAAAUAUGAUCCUGAGGCCUGGUAGUGACAGUAGGAACUAUUCCAUUACCAUCAGACAGGAGACAGACACUCCAAGAAUAAAGCACUACAGAGUGGUAAGCAUAGGAGCCAACUACACUAUUGAACUGGAAAAACCAGUGACACUACCCAACCUCUUCAGUGUCAUUGAUUAUUUUGUGAAAGAAACUCGAGGAAACCUGAGACCGUUUAUAUAUUCCACUGAUGAAAAUCUUGGUAUGUUUCUGAAUGUAAUGGCAGAUUCACCAAUCAAAAUUUCCCCAUGGAGGCAAGAGCAACCUCUUGUGAGACCAGUGGUCAAAAAUGCUGUUAGGCCUCAUGUGAAUGAUUACCUGAAUGAAUUUCCAGGCCAAGAAUCCAAUAAAAUGAGAAGGCAGAAGGAAAUGGAGGAAAAAAGUGGACACUGACUAAAAUAAAGUUAUAAAUCAGCCUGCCUGAUCUUGGGAAAAUCUAUUUCAAAAAUUCUUUCUUGCAAGAAGAUUCCUUUGUGUCUCCUGAUUCUGGGUGACAAAAAGUUACACCCGAGCAUUAUACAUGUAGAAUAUUGUCUUGGUAGAGUUAUCUUCUUACAAGGAUGAUAUAGAAUACUACUAUGAAGGGUCUUUGGGGGAUGCACAUAUUUCCACAUGCUUUUAUAAGCUGACAUUAAUCUCUGUAAAUGAACUUUGAAUUUUCUCUUUGUGGGGGCUUGGUUAGUCUAAAUGAAUUUCCAUAUACCAUUUUCCUAAAAGUUUUUCUUUAAACUGUGGUAGUUCUAAUACUGUAAAGUUUGAUUUGAACUUGAACUUUCCAAGUAGAAACAUUUUCAUUGACCAGAUAGGGAAGCAUCUGAUCAUUAAGAUGAAAAAACAUUUUGACCAGUGUGAGAGGACCAAAGUUCCUUGUCUUCAUUAUUUAAAAUAAAUGGGCCUUACCUACUUUA
Messenger RNA from Vombatus ursinus (common wombat), 1684 nucleotides. RefSeq names its product signal transducing adaptor family member 1 (gene STAP1). NCBI's taxonomy places the organism in Eukaryota, Metazoa, Chordata, Mammalia, Diprotodontia, Vombatidae. The coding region runs from base 147 to 1169 and encodes 340 amino acids. The record is from RefSeq and is a predicted model, not a curated record. The transcript is spliced from 11 exons. Gene Ontology annotation, molecular function: signaling adaptor activity; protein kinase binding. Gene Ontology annotation, biological process: cell surface receptor protein tyrosine kinase signaling pathway; positive regulation of B cell receptor signaling pathway.